Messenger RNA from Macrosiphum euphorbiae (potato aphid), 1344 nucleotides. The record is from the annotation of a GenBank genome assembly. NCBI's taxonomy places the organism in Eukaryota, Metazoa, Arthropoda, Insecta, Hemiptera, Aphididae.
AUGAGGGAGAUCGUACACAUCCAAGCCGGUCAAUGCGGAAACCAGAUCGGAGCCAAGUUCUGGGAAAUUAUUUCUGAUGAACAUGGCAUUGACCCAACUGGAGCCUACCACGGAGACUCUGAUCUCCAGCUGGAACGUAUCAAUGUAUACUACAAUGAAGCAUCAGGUGGAAAGUAUGUACCUCGUGCCAUUUUGGUUGAUUUGGAACCUGGUACCAUGGACUCCGUCAGAUCUGGACCAUUCGGUCAAAUUUUCAGACCAGACAACUUUGUCUUUGGACAAUCAGGUGCUGGAAACAAUUGGGCUAAAGGUCAUUACACGGAGGGUGCUGAGCUUGUAGAUUCAGUAUUAGAUGUUGUGAGGAAAGAAGCUGAGAGCUGUGAUUGCCUUCAAGGUUUCCAAUUGACACAUUCCUUAGGUGGUGGUACCGGUUCUGGUAUGGGAACCUUAUUGAUCUCCAAAAUCCGUGAAGAAUACCCAGACAGAAUUAUGAACACAUACUCUGUUGUCCCCUCUCCAAAAGUUUCAGACACUGUUGUAGAACCCUACAAUGCUACCCUUUCAGUUCACCAAUUGGUUGAAAAUACUGAUGAAACUUACUGCAUUGAUAACGAAGCUUUGUAUGACAUUUGCUUCCGUACAUUAAAACUUACAACACCAACAUAUGGUGACUUAAACCACUUGGUCUCUUUGACCAUGUCUGGAGUGACCACUUGUCUCAGGUUCCCUGGUCAAUUGAAUGCUGAUCUCCGUAAACUCGCCGUCAACAUGGUUCCUUUCCCCAGGUUACAUUUCUUCAUGCCUGGUUUCGCUCCUCUUACAUCCCGUGGAAGCCAACAAUACAGGGCACUAACCGUACCCGAACUUACCCAACAAAUGUUUGACGCCAAAAAUAUGAUGGCAGCCUGUGACCCAAGACAUGGACGUUACCUAACAGUAGCGGCUGUAUUCCGUGGCCGUAUGUCCAUGAAGGAAGUUGAUGAACAAAUGUUAAACAUCCAGAACAAAAACUCGAGCUACUUCGUUGAAUGGAUUCCCAACAACGUUAAAACUGCAGUGUGUGAUAUUCCUCCAAGAGGUCUGAAAAUGUCUGCUACGUUUAUUGGUAACUCUACAGCUAUCCAAGAGUUGUUCAAGAGAAUCAGUGAACAGUUCACUGCUAUGUUCAGGCGUAAGGCUUUCUUACAUUGGUACACUGGUGAAGGUAUGGAUGAAAUGGAAUUCACUGAAGCCGAAUCCAACAUGAAUGAUUUAGUAUCUGAAUACCAACAAUACCAAGAAGCUACCGCUGAUGAGGAAGCUGAAUUUGAUGAAGAACAGGAACAAGAAGUUGAUGAAAACUAG